CCUAAACUUUAUCGCGAUUCGUUUAUCCGGGCCUUUGAAUGUGCUCUUUUCGAGUCUUUCGCGCCUCGUGUCCUGCCGCCUAUUUUUCUUCCUUUGACUCGGGGUCGUAAAUUCAGUGGUAGUGAGUCUCCGGUCGACAUUCCUUCAAUAUUUCAGCUGUAUUAAUUAUCGCCGAUUGCAAAUCGAGAAACGAAAUCUUGCGGGUGAACGGUUUUUUCCUCCAAGGGGAUCGUACGCGAUGGUUUGAGGGAUGAUCGCAAAACCAUAGACUACUUUUAGUCACUGUAACUUCUGGUGAUUAUUAUACUUGUAUGGUUGCAGAUAAAAGUGCUGUGAAUUUAGUGAUAAGGCGGAGGCGUUACUUUCAUCAUUGUAACAUUUUCUCUGGCUAAUGUUAUUUACGAAAUGGAGGGGUAAAGGAUGGAGCAACUGACCGAGUUCGUUUCGAAGUCUUUCGAGGAGGGCAAGGCGAAGGUAAAAACAAAAGCGGAGGAGGAAGAUAGUGAAAAGGACAAGGAAAGCGAAAAGGAGAACAAAAAAGAAAAUAAGGCAGAGGUGGCGGCGGCAGAUUCGGAGAAAGAGGAAGAAUGGAGUGAUGUUUCCUCCAGUCGUGGAUCAAUCUCACCUGUCGUUAUCGACUCAUACGAUUCGAGGUCUCCUCAGCCGAUAGCCUCACCACAGGAUCAAACUCCCUCGGAAGACGAAUGCAGGUCUUCAAAAUCGCCCUCAGCGAUUUGCUUAAGCGAUCAUCAAAGGCAACUAACAUUGUCUCCACCACCCGGAAGUAAAUUAGGCAACAAACAAAGGAGAAGUCGCACAAAUUUCACUCUGGAACAACUGAAUGAACUUGAGCGACUUUUUGACGAAACGCACUAUCCAGACGCUUUCAUGAGAGAGGAGCUCAGCCAAAGACUCGGUCUCAGUGAAGCCAGGGUUCAAGUUUGGUUUCAAAAUAGGAGAGCUAAAUGCCGGAAGCACGAGAGCCAAAUGCACAAAGCGGCGGGCAUGAUGCUGAGCAGUCAAAUCCACAGUUCGACCCCGGUGGCGACACCCCUGGAGCCCUGCCGAGUGGCGCCCUACGUCAAUGUACCGCGACUACCCUCCCUCCCGUUAGCUGCCUCCGCUGCUGCUGCCUUCUCCGCCUUUGAUCCCGCCAUCGUAAACGCGGCACAUCAGUAUGCGGCAAUGUUGGGAAGCACAGCGAGCUCGCUUUUCUGUCACUCCCAGUACCCCGGCUUCAGCCUGGCCGCUCUAGCUGCUCUGCACCAGGACAGACUCCUCUCCAAGAACUCCAGCAUCGCUGAUCUAAGGUUGAAGGCGAAGAAACACUCCGAGGCUAUGCAGAUGGGACGAGAAAAAGAGGCAGCGUAGAAUCGCACAGAUUCGCUAUAUCCGGGUAGAAAUUCUAAACGAAGCGGCUGAUUAUGAUUAAAAAAUCAUCAGACUCUUAAGACCAAACGCUAUGGACUGUAAUAAUUUUAUAGCACGUUUUACUGGCAAGGGACUUUCUAAGCUCUCUAUAGGCUCGGAGCGCGCCUUCCGUUUUUCGCGAUACACCACGCUUCACCGUGCAGUUAGUUCAGUUGCCUACGCGACCUAUAUCCAAUGGAGGAUUAACAUUUCACCACACGCAUACGCGAGUGUGCUAACUGCUACCACACAUUCAUCAAAGAGAUGAAGGCGUCUUCUUUGGCUGAUUGAAAAGCAGUCCUCAUUUUUUUUCACGUUCUUUUACCUCUGAAGUUAAUAGUUUUCUACUCAUCAUAAACGACUUGCAAGUUGCCGGAAAUCGCUGAUUGCCUGCGUCAGUUGUAUUGGAACGUAAUUUUUUGCUGAAAAAACAAUAUUUCGAUUCGACUCGGUGACCUUUGAGUCAGAAAGAAGAUGAGUAAAAUUAGCAUGAAGUGAUAGCUACCAAGAAGAGACUUUUGAAUUGAAUGGCUUUAUCUGGAAGCGACCUGACUAAACUAAUAAAGUUGCCGAAUUUUCACUAAUUUUAACAGGAAACCUACAAAAUUUUCACUUUAAAUAUUGUGGGUUUUUUCCCAAACGAAGGAAAAAUUCACAGAUUCUUUCAAGGCGGUAUGUUGCUUCGUUUUCUGUCGAAAAAAUAAAACGUGAGCGAAGAAAUGGCAACUUAGAAUGCAUAUAGGCUGAUUCUGGUCAAAUCUGACUAUUUAGGUAUGGUUCAAAAUCAGAUCCCUUGCAAACAUGUAAUUUUUACGCAAGAGCUAUGUCCAUUCACAGUUGAGAAAAAACUGAUACUUAGCAUCAAUAUUUUGACCUGCAACAUCAUCAAUGUGACUGAUCCAAAAGGUGAUGGAAUCUUUAUGUAUGCAAGUUAGUAGUUUUUUAGGUGUUGAAUCAACGCCAAUGAAAAAUCAUUUAAAUUACAACUUUAAAAUUCUUUCUGUACUUCGUAAGUGGCUGGUGUACAUUUAUAGAUAUCUUAGAGAUAAAAUAGAAAUAAAUUUGUACAGUGUUGUAAUUUAUUGUAGGUAUGUAUUGCUUUACACACAAGUUUCAUGUAUUCUCUCUCAUUUUUUCCCUUCAUUGCAUAGUUUUACUGAAGUAGCAAUACAUGCGAAACUGUACGUUUUCUAAAAAAAAGCGUCGUCUAGCUGUGUUCGUAACGAGGAGUUGUUAACUUGAUUUUUCUUCUUGUAUAUCUAGUUCAAAAAUACUUGUAAAUAAAUGUAAAUUGCCAGACAUGUUCACGUUAAAACAAUAAUUUGAUGUCAAAA
Bemisia tabaci is the source of this 2744-nucleotide messenger RNA. RefSeq names its product short stature homeobox protein 2. Gene Ontology annotation, biological process: regulation of transcription by RNA polymerase II. The record is from RefSeq and is a predicted model, not a curated record. Lineage: Eukaryota; Metazoa; Arthropoda; Insecta; Hemiptera; Aleyrodidae. Gene Ontology annotation, molecular function: DNA-binding transcription factor activity, RNA polymerase II-specific; sequence-specific double-stranded DNA binding. Gene Ontology annotation, cellular component: nucleus.